Molecule: messenger RNA, 1499 nt
Organism: Mauremys mutica (yellowpond turtle)
Lineage: Eukaryota; Metazoa; Chordata; Testudines; Geoemydidae
Product: activated RNA polymerase II transcriptional coactivator p15-like
Exons: 5
Coding region: 519-893 (124 amino acids)
Biological process (GO): positive regulation of transcription initiation by RNA polymerase II
Cellular component (GO): transcription regulator complex; nucleus
Molecular function (GO): DNA binding; transcription coactivator activity
Source: RefSeq, a predicted model, not a curated record
CCCCCUCCCAGUGCUGGCAUGGUCCCUUCUGGGGACCCCGGCCUUUUCGGAUCCCAGCCUUGUCCUUCCGUGCUGCUCUCGCUCCCUUUGGGAGGACGGGCAAGGCUUGCUGAAGAGCAGCAGAGUUUUCAAUCCCCACCUUCUCCUCCUGCUGCCCCGCUCCCACGCUCGUCCCAUCCACCUUCUACGCUGAAGCGACGUCUCAUCCUUGCUGCUCACAGCUUCGGAGACGGUGUCCACCCCCCUCAAAGGGCAGCUUUGAGGACCUGCUUUAAUCCCCCCCCUCCCCAUGAAACCACCCUGCUCCUCCUCCUUAUUGGAUCCAAUUUGGGCAUGGGGAUCUCAGACUGCCAGUUCCCCUUGGCUUGGCCACAGCAUGUGGAGUUUUCCAACCCUCCUCCCUCGUUUUCCCUCCUUUCUCCACUUCCUUCUGUCUAGUUCUGUAAUGGGUGUCCAUUAGCACAGAGCCACCAAUGUUUCUUUCGCCCCAGCUAGCCUCAGUUCAACCUUCCUUGUGAAUGCCCAAGUCCAAGGAGCUUGUGGAAACAACCACUUCAGACAGUGGAUCUGAUGCUGAGAAUGAAAAGAAAAGGAAAAAAGAGAUGCCGUCCAAGCCAGAGAAAAGACCAAAAACUGAGGCCAAAACUUCCAAGGUGGCAACAAAAAGUCACGGGCAAGACAGUGAAGAGGAGGGCAUGUUCCAGAUUGGGAAGAUGCGCUAUGUCCGCGUGUCCUGCUUUAAGGGGAAAGUCCUUGUGGAUAUCCGAGAAUUCUACAUCGAUAAGGAAGGGGACACUAAACCUGGGAGAAAAGGGAUCGCCCUAUCUGCCGAACAGUGGAACCACUUGAAGGAGAUCAUUCCAGAUAUUGAUGCUGCAAUCAAGAAAUUCUAAGAUGUUGUUUAUUUAAAAUCCUGUAUUUUUCCUGUGUUGUUUUUUUUUUAAUUGCUGUUCUGCAUUGGAUUCCAUCCAGGAGAAAGGUUCAUUUGUUUAGAUUGUGAUAAUCCUCAAGGGGCUAGCGAUUGCUCUAAGGUUUUAAAAUAUAAUGUGGAACAAAUGCAUGAACCUAGAUUCAGUUUUGCUAAAAGAGCCUUUAGCAUCUUCAGCCCCUGUCUGUCCCUAAUGCUUUGCAUAGUGAGUGAUCCCAUCAGUGAUCUGCUGCAUGUAAGAGUCUAACUGGCAUUUCCUGAACUAAAUGGCUAUUGACUAUCAUGCAGAGCUGUCUAGCUGCUCCACAUCUGUUGCGAUCUUCCACUUGGCCGAAUAUUUAGUAAGCAGUUUAGUCCAGCUACCUCCUUGCCACCCUUCCACCUCAUCUAGGCUCUGGAAACGCUGCAUACAGCAUUCUGGCUAUUUCCAUUAGCUUUUGUGUUUGGAACAAUUCCUGUCUCUUCCCCCCACCCCCCUUGAAGAAGGGGAUUGUAGCCCUUCAGCAGGGAAAAUAGCAUGUAGUGGAGGAAUAUGCCCAAUAAACUUGCUUGCAUUACAAAAAAAAAAAAA